Molecule: messenger RNA, 2285 nt
Organism: Girardinichthys multiradiatus
Lineage: Eukaryota; Metazoa; Chordata; Actinopteri; Cyprinodontiformes; Goodeidae
Gene: acot8
Product: acyl-CoA thioesterase 8
Exons: 6
Coding region: 89-1099 (336 amino acids)
Biological process (GO): fatty acid catabolic process; acyl-CoA metabolic process
Cellular component (GO): peroxisomal matrix
Molecular function (GO): fatty acyl-CoA hydrolase activity
Source: RefSeq, a predicted model, not a curated record
UGACGUCAUCAACAGACAUAGGGCCCCGAGCAAAUCUGACCACCCGAGCAGAUACUUUAAAGCAAAUAAGAGAAAGUGCCAAAGCAACAUGGCGGAAGGGAAAGUAGGCGAGAGUGGUGUUGUUAACCAGUUAACUGACAUCAUAGAGUCACAGACCUCCGCCGAGGAUGACAGCUCGGAAAGUUCUGCUGCUGGUAACCAGGACCUCAGAAGCGUCCUGGUUACCAGUGUUUUAAACCUGGAGCAGCUGGACAUUGACCUCUACAGGGGAACACACCACUGGGUGCCCAGUGCUCAGCGCUUAUUUGGAGGUCAGAUCAUCGGUCAGGCUCUUGUGGCUGCUGCCAAAUCUGUCAGUGACAAUCUGUACGCCCACUCCCUCCAUUGCUACUUUGUACGACCAGGGGACCCUACGGUACCAGUGCUAUACCAGGUGGACCGCACUAGAGAUGGCCGCAGUUUCACAGUACGCUCUGUGAAAGCCAUCCAGCAUGGACAACCCAUACUGAUCUGCCAGGCUUCCUUCCAGGUGCUGCAGCCGAGCCCCCUGCAGCACCAGGUCCCUAUGCCAGUGGUUCCUCAGCCUGAAGACCUGCUCACUGUUGAGGAACUUAUCCAGCGUUAUCUCAGUCAAGCAGACCUGACAGAGAGUGCAAAACAUGGCCUCAACAAACUUCUGGCUAAUGAGGUGCCCAUUGAGAUGAAGCCUGUCAGCCCAGCACACUUUUACAGAUUUGCUUCAGGAGAACCAAGGAGGCUGUUCUGGGCGAGAGCGCGAGGAUAUAUUGGUGAAGGUAACAUGAAGUUGCACUGCUGCGUCGCUGCCUAUGUGUCCGAUUAUGCCCUCCUGGGCACGGUACUGCUGCCGUACUCCAAAUACAAGGCUCGCUUCAUUGCCUCCCUGGACCACGCCAUGUGGUUCCACAGCACCUUCCGCAGCGAUGAGUGGAUGUUGUACGAGUGCGACAGCCCAUGGGCAGGCAGCAGCAGGGGACUGGUUGAGGGCCGACUGUGGAGAAGAGAUGGAGUCCUGGCUGCCUCAUGUUCUCAGGAAGGGGUCCUGAGAGUGAAGCCAGUCACAGAGAACAGCAAACUAUAGCUGCUUUUAAUGUGUUUUUAUUGAGCUAUACUUAGAAUUCCUUCUAUUGUUUGUAAGAAAAACAGAAUUAACUCUUGAUUUUAUGGAAGGAUUGGUUUUACUGAGCUCAGGCAUGCACAACACACAUUUUAAAGAGCUGUAUACGUUCAUGGUGGGAAAAGUACAAGUUGUUUUACUUCUAGGGUUUUUCAUAUCGGGAGAUAAAAAGGAUCUGGUCUGAAGCAGUUUCUUCAAUGAUUUAAAUUUAAAUUGAAGUGCAUAGAAAUACACACCAGAUUCCACGUUGUCAUUAGUUAUUAAACAAAGAUGAGUCCAGGCGGAAAAGUACUUUCCAUGGUUUUCCUGAGGAGGAAUACCUAGAAGUCCUUCAUUCACUCUCCCUGACAACAUGCUUCUGAUCUUUGAGGUUUGCAAACAUUUGUUUUUGCAUCACUUAAGGUUCCACCACUAUAGUAUUUCCCUCAGGUUCACUUCUGGACUUUGACUGGGCCAUUCUGUGGUAGAUUUGUUAGUUUAUUUGGGAUCAUUGUCUUUUUCGGCCUAGCUUCAGCUGAUGGACCGAUGGUCUCAUGUUUGACUCGAACAAUACUCGAAAUACUCGAAAAUUGUUCAUUGCUUCCAUGUUGGCAUUCUGCUAACACACACCUGCAUGCUCCAGACCAGGAAACAAAUCUCCUGAUUUCAAACAGGGGGUCCAGAUGAUGAUUAUGGAUUGUAGCACCUCGCUGUGAACUUUCUCUUUUAUGUCCUAUGGAAGCACUGAGGGUAUGAAAAACCCUGGAAUUGCAGUAGGGUGUACUUUCUUUUUACCAUGACCGUGUGUAAAUUUAUAAGAUUGUCUUUCAGCUUGAAAUGCUAAGAUGUCAGUAUGAAUAUUUUUUAUUUAUUAAUGAUUGUUGGAUACAUAUUGGCACAGAUUGAAGAGGUUGCCACGGAAGGGGGCUUUUUAUUUGUCUUGGAGUCUCUAUGAUGCCAACUGCUGCAACACAUCUGACCUGUGGUAACAUUAAACAAACUAUGGUAACUUGUUUUAAUGAAUCCUUUUUUUAAGACGGGUAUCACAGAAGUCAGAGCUGUUGUAAAUAUUGCACUAAUGUGUUUUCUUUGUGUUUAGCUUGAAUAUAAGAAAUGUAAAAAAAAGAACGGUGCACUGUUUUAGUUGAAUUAAAAGGUUUUAAAUUGAAAA